Symbiodinium necroappetens is the source of this 3510-nucleotide messenger RNA. The record is from the annotation of a GenBank genome assembly. Lineage: Eukaryota; Dinophyceae; Suessiales; Symbiodiniaceae.
AUGCUGCUCGGGCCAACGCCUCUCAGUGCUGUGCCGGCAGUGUCAUGGGUGCCCCACACCAGCACUUCGAGCAAAGUGCGCGGUGCACCUGUGGCACCAGCAAUUGGUCGUGCCGGUGCCGUCGCCUGCCUCGUCGCCGGCCUGUGCCGGAGGAGCCCAGUCCGCUGUGCUCAGCUCCAGGCGACGCCUGUGGGGCCCCGCGAAGACCUUGAAAAGCAGUGGCAGGAGUACUACGAGCGAGAUGAGCGAGACGCCGAAGAGGGCUGGGCGAUCGAUGUUUUGGACGAUGACACGUUGUUGAAGCAGAUCCUGACUCCGUCUCCGCGGCAAUCCAGAGUCGUUCGGCCAAUGCUCGGAGAUAAAGUCGCCAUUCACUUCACGGCGAGAGUUGUUGAUGGGGACAUUUUCGAGACUACCAGGGAGGAUAACACCGGACCUCUGAAGUUCCGAAUUGGGCAUGGCGAGGUGAUGCGAGGGCUGGAAGAGUCAGUCAUGAGCAUGAGCAAGGGCGAGAUCUCAAGGUUCUACAUCGCCCCAGAGCUGGCAUUCGGAGAUCAAGGUAGAGAUAAGGUGCCGCCGGGGUCUUCCCUGGAGUACGAGAUCGAGCUCGUUAACGUAGUGGACAUGGAUCCGGACGUGGACGAGUUUAAUGAAGAUAUUGAGAUCCCAAAAGACUUGGACAAGAUGGGCAAAAAUGAUGUCGGCGAAGGUGGCAAAGAUCCACUCGGGAAGUUCUAUUGGGAGAGACAUGGCCAGGACAUGCUCGUCUUCAUUCCCAUCGAUCCUGCCGUCUCGAGCAGGGAUGUCGACUGCUUGCUUUUGAAGACUCAUAUCUCUGCUGCAGUGGCCGGUGAAGCCAUUUUCGACGGAGAGCCCGGCCUGGAGAUCAACGAGGAUGAGAGUGAUUGGGAGAUCGAAAGCCGCGGUGGGCGAAGGGUUGUGUGCAUCCGCCUGCGGAAGGACCACGAGUUCAAACGAUGGCUGGGCGUCAAGGAAGAUUGUUCCAACUUCGACUCGCUGCCGGAUCUCGGGUUCGUCAUGGCUGGCCACACCUUGAAGCUGACAGCGGAGGAUUACGUCGACCGUGACGGCCAUACGUGCACGUUGUCGCUGAUGACCAUGGACGUGCCACCGCCGAAAGGGCCCCUCUUUAUCUUUGGCGAUCCUCUCCUGCGCAAGUACUACACGGUCUAUGACCGUGAAAACCUGCAGGUUGGCUUUGCAACGGCUGCGCAGCCAAGGACGGGGGCAGACAUCUUUUAUUCCGGGCCCUUCCUGGGAAGCGGAAAGGGCAGUAUUCCAAGGAGAUCCACCAUGGACGCGGAAGGCGAUGCUGCGAGGCGGUGUGCCGAAGAGGUGGAUUUCGGUGCGGACGGCGGCUUCUACAACAAGACUUUCAAGGUGUUCUGCAAGUCGACAGAGAUCAUAAGUGCAGGGAGCAGAGCACAGGCGACGUUCGAAUUCCCGAGCUGCAACCAACGGGACUUUAUGAAGCCUGGGCCUGUCCCAGUCCUGGUCCACGGCUUCAGGUCAGAAGCAGAGAAUGAUGUGCAGAAGGUUGCCACCAGCCUCAAAAGUCAAGCCCUCAUGGAUGCCAGCCCACUUCCUCCACGCUUCGGCUACAUUGCGAUCAAGAAGGCCUUUGUGGGAGCUCCCAGGAAAUCGCCGAACAGCCACUUGGACGGUCGACAGCUGGCAGCUAAAGUCCGCGGUCACAUGCCGCAGCCUGGGGCGGAGAGCUGUAUUCAGAAGUCCCCUGCCCAGUUUUCCGUUGCCGUCAAGAAGAGCGGCAUGCGCAAUUCGGACCGCUACAAGCUCAGCAGCGUGUCGGCUCUGCAGAGUAGCCAGCCGAUGCAGCUGGGCAGGCACGAGAAGCCCAGUGAGCAGCUUGUUGGUGGCACCAAGCGCUUCGUGAUUGUCCGCAACCUCACCCCGGAUGCAGUCAGCUCAGUCGGCUUCUGUCUGCUUCCUCCGAGGCAGCAGGGCAUCUUGUCGGCGCCAGUCUCCAGCUUUUUUCUUGUGGAUCUUCUGGCGUUGGUGCACGGUCACAAGGGCGGCCCACGCUGGGCCGCCCUGGAAUGCGCUUCGGAAGAGGACGCCAUGCGCCUUGCCAAAGAGGUCGCUGCAUUCGAGGUGCCUGCCGAGGCUUCGGGGCCAUUCCAGGUUGAGACGGCAGUUCGCACUGCAGUCGAGAAAGAGGAGAAGCUGAAUAAGGAGAGGGAGUUGAGAGGCCCCGGGACGAGCGGGGCCAUCACGGCCAUGGCCAUGGCGGCCAUGACAGAAGACCUGAGCGACGAGACGACCGUAAGGAGGAGCGGCGUGAAGACCGUCGCGAAGAGCGCCGGGAUGACAGACAAGAGCGACGAGACGACCGCCGGGAGGACCGACGGGAAGAUCGUCGAGAGGAACGCCGGGAAGAUCGUCGAGAUGAGCGCAGAGACGACCGGCGAGACGAGCGCCGCGAGACUCGCCGAGAUGACCGGCGAGAGGACCGGAGGGACGAGCGGCGAGACGACCGGCGAGAUGAUCGGCGAGAUCCGAGGGAACAUCGUGAUGACCGCCAGGAACGCACAGUUCGCUUGGAAGAUCGCCGUGAUGACAGGCGUGACGAUCGCAGAUAUGAGCGAAGAGAAGAUCGAGCAUAUGAAAGAGAUGAGAGGAGAGAUGAUCGCCAAGGUGACCGCAGAGGUGAUCGCAGAGAGGAGCGGUACCCGGAUCGUGAUGGGUAUGGACGACAGGAGCAGCGCUGGGACAAUCGUCAGGAGUAUUACCGACGCGAUCCCACGAAAGAGCAGCAGGGCUCCAGGCACUAUGAUGAUGGAUCCCAUCAUGGUCGGCAGGACGGACGCGAAGUCAGACGCGAUGAUCGGCGAGAUGACCGACGGGACGACCGUGGGCAAGAGCGCCGAGAUGAUCGGAGAUAUGAGGAGCGGCGUGACGACCGGCGAGGCGGGGAGCGCCCCCGCGAAGAGCGCUGGUCAGAGGGUGGCCAGCUCUGCGAAAACGAUCGAAGCCGGAUGGAGAGGACCCGUUCUCGGAGCCUGGGCCCUGGCAGAGGUUCUCGUUGUGAAUUCGCGCGAUGCCAAGAGCCAGCAGGCUGUGCGCAUCGCCAAGACCUGCUUCACAGACUGGAUGUCGGACGAGGAGGCCCAGCGCUUCCUGGGCCUCAUGAUCUUUCCGGCCAUUCCGACGGCGCAACCCGCCUUCUCCAACAUGAUGGCGUGUUCCUGCCAUGAUGUUAGAGACGAGGGGUUGCACGGUCGAGGUUGCCCAGAGCAGCGGCCGAUUUUGGCCAGCCAUGGACUGCUACUCUUACAUGUUAAAGUGCACGAUGCCAUGAAGCUUCUCGGUUGGGACCAAAACGCAUGCGAGAAGCUGCUGUCGGACUUCGAGUUCAUGGCGAAGUUGGCCGAGGAGGCAAAAUCAUCCAAGGCAUGCUCGUGGCCACCAAGAACCGAUUUGUCCGGCCGAGUUUUGAACGGUCCGGGCACUUGGGACCAUGGAUCCUGA